This is a messenger RNA of Lodderomyces theae, 687 nucleotides long. RefSeq names its product Ras family GTPase (gene RSR1). Gene Ontology annotation, molecular function: GTPase activity; GTP binding; GDP binding. The record is from RefSeq and is a predicted model, not a curated record. Gene Ontology annotation, cellular component: plasma membrane. NCBI's taxonomy places the organism in Eukaryota, Fungi, Ascomycota, Pichiomycetes, Serinales, Debaryomycetaceae. Bases 1 to 687 code for a protein of 228 amino acids. Gene Ontology annotation, biological process: signal transduction. The transcript is spliced from 2 exons.
AUGAGAGAUUACAAGAUUGUAGUUCUUGGUGCCGGUGGUGUAGGAAAGUCUUCCAUAACCGUGCAAUUUGUACAGGGAGUGUACAUUGAAAGCUAUGACCCAACCAUUGAGGAUUCUUAUAGGAAGCAGAUAGAAGUUGACGGUCGUGCUUGUGACUUGGAAAUAUUGGAUACUGCCGGGGUGGCGCAAUUCACCGCAAUGAGAGAGUUGUAUAUCAAGAGUGGGAAAGGGUUCUUGUUGGUGUACUCAGUCACAGAUGAAAACUCGUUGAAGGAGCUUUUAGCAUUGCGUGAGCAAGUUUUAAGAAUCAAGGACAGCGACAACGUCCCCAUGGUGUUGAUUGGAAACAAAUGCGACUUGGAAGAGGAUAGAGUGUUAAGCAUAGAGGAUGGAGUGAAGGUGAGUCAAGAUUGGGGGUUGGUACCAUUCUAUGAAACGAGCGCCAUGUACAAGACAAAUGUAGAUGAGGCGUUUAUCGACGUGGUGAGGCAGAUAAUGAGAAAGGAAGCAGCAAUCAGCGCUGAGAAGAAGCAGCAAAAGGAGAAGCAAAAAGCGGAGCAACCAGUCGUAUCACAGCAGCCUGUAGCUGGGCAGCAAAAGACGGUGGAAGCACAGAAUGCAAGGGAGAAACAAUCUGUCAAAGAGGGUAAGAGUAGCUCAGGUAGCAAAUGUUGUACAAUAAUGUAA